GGAAGUUUUGUAACUUUCGAACUGUGGAGGAAAACUUAAAAUUGUAUAUGCAAGUAACUUGAAACGGAUUAGUAAUUGGAAAAUCAUUUAAAGCACUCUGAAACUUUUGCGAUGUAGUUUUUACUACGGUGGAGUACAGGUGAACUCAUUUACUACUCAUUGGCAGCCACCGCAUCUCUCCGCCAAUUAAACCCUCUGCCACUCUCCAUAAAAGAAGCACCUCAACCAUUUACAACUCUCUCCAUAGUCACGUCUACAACGAGAGAGAGAGAGAGAGAGAGAGAGAGAGAGAGAGAGAGAGAGAGAGAGAGAGAGAUGGCUGAUAACUAUUAUUUGAAGAGGUUUUAUCUGGUUCUGUUGGUGUUGAGUGUUAACAAUAAAAGUAUUGGAAUGUGUGAAGAUGAAGAAGAUGCAUUUGCACCCGCGGGUGGUAGUGGUAGUCAAGAAUUGGUACCUGCUAUGUUUAUUUUUGGAGACUCUCUGAUAGAUAAUGGCAACAACAAUAACUUGGCUUCUUUGGCUAAAGCUAACUAUUUUCCUUAUGGCAUCGAUUUCAAUGGAGGCCCUACAGGACGCUUCUCCAAUGGUUACACCAUGGUCGAUACAAUUGCCGAAUCACUCGGACUACCAUUGAUUCCUGCUUACUCCGAGGCUUCUUCUUCGCCUGAUCAAAUGCGAUACGGUGUUAACUAUGCCUCUGCUGCUGCUGGUAUCCUUGACAUUACUGGCAGAAAUUUUGUUAGUCGCAUUCCUUUCAACCAGCAAAUCAAAAACUUUGAGAACAGUCUUGAUCAAAUCACAAACAGUAUUGUCGGUGCACCACCACCAGCUGAUGUGGCACAAGCUCUCUCCAAAUGCAUUUUCUUUGUCGGAAUGGGCAGCAACGAUUACCUCAACAACUAUCUCAUGCCCAACUAUGACACAAAGAAUCACUACAAUCCUCAACAAUAUGCAGAUCUCUUGGCUGAGCAAUACUCCCAACAACUUACUAGGCUUUACAAUCUCGGAGCUAGGAAAUUUGUGAUAGCAGGGCUUGGACUGAUGGGUUGUAUCCCAAGCAUCCUAGCACAAAAUAGUAAUGGUAUAUGCUCUGAGGAAGUCAACCAACUUGUCCUUCCUUUUAACACAAACACAAUGUCCAUCAUGAACAAUCUCACUACCAAUCUUCCCGGUGCUAAAUUUUCUUACAUUGACAUUCGGAAUUUGUUUCAAGAUCUCAUUGCCAAUGCUGGAUCAUACGGAUUUGGCGUGUUAAACCGGGGGUGCUGUGGCAUUGGGAGGAACAGAGGGCAGAUAACUUGUCUUCCAUUCCAGACACCAUGUCCAGAGAGGAAUCAGUACAUAUUCUGGGAUGCUUUCCAUCCAACAGAAGCUGUUAAUGUCUUGUUUGGACAGAGAGCUUUCAACGGAAGCACACAUUUUGUGUAUCCCAUAAACAUACAGCAACUUGCCAAUCUUUGAUGCCCAUCUUUUCUGUCGAUGAGAUACUGAUUCUAAUAUAGCUCUUGUAGCUUCUAAUUUUAGCUUUUGACGGUUAUCACACGGAGUUUGAAGAGGAAGGCAUGUUAUCUGCCCAUUGUUUCUUCCAACCCCACAACAUCCCUUGUCU
This is a messenger RNA of Erythranthe guttata (spotted monkey flower), 1609 nucleotides long. RefSeq names its product GDSL esterase/lipase At1g71691. Gene Ontology annotation, molecular function: hydrolase activity, acting on ester bonds. NCBI's taxonomy places the organism in Eukaryota, Viridiplantae, Streptophyta, Magnoliopsida, Lamiales, Phrymaceae. The record is from RefSeq and is a predicted model, not a curated record.